AUGGGUAAAUCAUCGCAAUACGGCGUUAUCCUUGACGCCGGUUCUUCUGGAACCCGAGUCUACAUCUACAAGUGGAAGAAUCACGCCAAAGCCUCCAAAGAUGCAUCCGCCGCUGAGCUCAAGGCUCUCCCCAAGAUCAAGCUCAAGGAAAACAAGAAGAUCCAUCCCGGAGUGUCGAGCUUUGCCGAAAACCCGUCGCAAAUCGGACCCGACCAUCUAAAACAACUGAUCAAAAUCGCCCUCGAUGAAGUUCCUGAUAGCAAAAUAUCCGAGACACCCGUAUACCUUAUGGCAACGGCUGGUAUGCGCCUGCUACCAAAGCCCCAACAGACAGCGCUUCUUAAGUCGAUGUGCUCUUACUUGCAGUCGAACACGAAAUUCAUCCUUCCUGAUUGCGAUGCUCAUAUUCAAGUUAUUUCUGGAGAAACCGAGGGUCUGUACGGCUGGAUUGCGGCAAAUUACCUGCUCGGUGGGUUCGAUCAUCCUGAGGAGCACGACCAUGGUAAAAACCACCACACAUAUGGCUUCUUGGACAUGGGCGGCGCAUCUGCGCAGAUAGCCUUUGCCCCUAAUGCAACCGAAUCCGCAAAACAUGCCGAUGACCUGAAGUUGGUGCGCAUGCGAACCCUCGAUGGAUCCCCCACCGAAUACAAGGUCUUCACUGCAACCUGGCUCGGGUUUGGCGCCAACCAAGCUCGCAGUCGCUACGUUGAGCGUCUGCAGGAGCACUAUAACACCGAUGCUACCCAUGAGCUUCCUGACCCUUGUAUGCCGGCCGGCCUGCGAACUACCCCUGAAGGCGAACUUGUUGAAGGGGCCUCAGACAAGACGGUUCUGGUUGGCACAGGAAAAUUUGACGAGUGCUUAACUGUGACAUACCCUCUUUUGGGUAAAGAUAAACCCUGCGAAGAUCAACCAUGUCUUGUCAACGGCCAGCAUGUGCCUGGCAUCGACUUCGAUAUCAACCACUUCGUCGGAGUGUCCGAAUACUGGCAUACAACACACGGUGUAUUUGGGAAGAAGCAAAAGGCGUACGAUUUGGCAACAUAUCAGAACAAUGUCAUGGAAUACUGCAGUCGAGAUUGGUCGGAUAUCAAGGGCGAUUUGGACAAACGCAAAAAGUCGCCUGAGAAGAAGGCAGAGGAGGCGCGAUUAGCCUGUUUCAAGGCGUCAUGGCUCAUCAACAUGCUCUACGACGGUAUUGGCAUUCCUCGAGUUGGGCUUGAAGGCGGGGCAGCCAACGACACAGUUAAGGACGAUGGAGAGAAGUCGUUCAACGACCCCUUCAAGCCUGUGGAUACAAUUGAUGGUGUCGAAUUGAGCUGGACCCUGGGUAAAAUGGUCCUCUACGCCGCUGGACAAGUUCCUCCCACGAGCUCCGAGCUACCUGUUGGUUUUGGAAGUAAUGUGGAAAAGGGCAUCGCGGAAGACUUCCAGCACGCUGGUUCUUCGCCAAUUGCCCCUCAUACUGGAGAUGAUGACGAUGAUGACUUCGAAGAUAUCCUCAAGAAGCCUGGAAAGUCCACCGGCGGGGUUGUUGCCUUUAUCAUCAUACUGCUACUCGCUGCUUAUCUCCUCCGUAAGCCUGAGCGACGACGGAAGAUAUUUAGCAUGGUGAAGCGACGCAAGCGCUCUGGAAAGCAAGGGCGCGGCUCCUCUCUGGUCAACAAGAUCUUCGGCCGUCGCUCUGGGCCAUCGUAUGAGAGAGUGAUGGAGGAGGGCGACUAUUCCGAUUUUGAGCUAGGUGAUGUCGACUCAGAUGACAACGACCCUUCGGACAGCAGCAGUAAUGGGUCUAGAAAGGGGCGAACAUCAGGUCUGGCAACGCCUAGUAUCUUUGCAGGCCGAGCGGACGAACUCACUCGUCCACCUUCAGCAAUGGAUCGUGCUGGCCUUGUAGUGCGAACCGAGAGUCGAGAGCGCUUGUCGCCCUCCUUGUUGAGUGCCGGUCGAAAGAGUCGCAAUGGUAGCCCAACGCGUGCCAAGAGCCCUUUCAUGACGGCCUUGCAGGAAGAUGAGUAG
Molecule: messenger RNA, 2022 nt
Organism: Fusarium venenatum
Lineage: Eukaryota; Fungi; Ascomycota; Sordariomycetes; Hypocreales; Nectriaceae
Source: RefSeq, a predicted model, not a curated record